Messenger RNA from Leishmania braziliensis MHOM/BR/75/M2904, 8649 nucleotides. RefSeq lists its product as hypothetical. The transcript has a single exon. NCBI's taxonomy places the organism in Eukaryota, Euglenozoa, Kinetoplastea, Trypanosomatida, Trypanosomatidae. The record is from RefSeq and is a predicted model, not a curated record. Bases 1 to 8649 code for a protein of 2882 amino acids.
AUGGAACCUCAUCCCCCUGCUAUGAACCGAUCUAAAGCAGCACACACUGCGCCAUUUUCUCCACAUACUGUUGACUCCACCAGCCAUGGCGUCCUCGUCGAGCGCCGCUCGCAUCACGAGGGUGGCGGUUACGACGCAUUCCGAGAACGUGGUCAGAUCGUCUCGCAGCCUGGGCCACCGUUGCAGCUCAGCACACGCCGACUGCAGGUGUUUAGCUACGUACUCGCGGAGCUCAGCAGUGCCACGACACUCCUGCCUGACUACACAAAGGCGAUCCUGAAUCUGUCGCGGCGGCUUGUCGGGGCGUGGCAGUCGGUGACGGCAGCCGCAGUUGCGCGGACGCGGUAUGAGCAUGCGCUGGUGUGGGCAGCUCACCAGUGCAAGAGCACCGAGCCCUCAGCUCUGAGGGUGUCGUCGUCAGCGAAGACGACGCUUGAGGGCUGUAGGGUUUUUGGAGCGACGCUGAGGCGCUCAUUGCACAGACAAGCACGAGCGAAAAAGAAGCGGAGAUGCUCCGUGCCAGUCACCGCCGCAGCUGCUACAUCGUCGCUGUCCCCCUCUGCUACUGCGUCACUUUUCGGCUUGGCGAGCUCAUCACACAAGCGCCGCCGUCUGACCCGAGAGGCGACGCCAGCGGCUGCAAGCGUGGACGCGACUGCGGUGGAUCGAAUUGUUGAGAAACCACCACCGCACUCCAACGCUCCCAGCGAUGAUGGCCCAUUGGGCCCGCCUAACGUUGGCUCGCCGAGGUCUUCCAGUAAGCAACGACGAGUUGAUGUCACAGCAACAUCGCCUUCACCUUCACUCUCUGAUCGCCGCCGUGGCGUCCGUCACGACCGCGCUGCCCACAAGCGCCGCCAUCAGUUUGUGCAAAGGAUGCUGCAGCAGCUGUGGCUGGAUGCCCAGGAGGCGGAGGACAAGGCAGGGCAGCAUGUGGAGUAUAUUCGUGCCUUAGUCGUCAACGCCCUGUAUCAACAGUAUUUACAAGUCACGGUCGAGGCUAGCUACCACGACCUGGCGCUGUAUCGGUGGCUCUCGCCGUUGUUGCUCUCGGCAUACCGUGGCGGCCUCGAGGCGGGGGGGCAAGAGUGGUUUCGCCACGGUCGUCAUCUGCGCCACCGCAGCGCGUUGGCGCACCCGGAGAGUGGGUCUCUCCAGCGUGCGCGUCAGCACCAAGCUGCUGUGCAGGUGGUGGCAGAUCUGCGGCUUCUACUGCGCGUGCUGGGACGCGCUCGCAUUUCGGCGAGCCCGUCCCGAGACACACGAGUGUACAGCGGCGGUGAUGAUGGCGACUCUGGCGUCGUCAUCGCAUCGCUAGCGACGGAGAACCGCAGCUCGCCCAGCUUGCCUGUGCCGCCACCUACCACCACCGCUCAGGGCGGUGCUUGCUCAGAGGAUUGUGCAUCCUUCGCCACCGUUGGAGGUGUAGCUGCCGCAGUAGCAAACAGUGAGGGGAGCAACAGUGACGGUGCGUCGGCGCGAUGGACUGCCUCAGCUGAUGGCAGUCGGGGCUCUUCUGAGCUCAGCCCCAGCGAUGGCUUCGACGACCACACGCUCGCGGUGCCGAUGCUACUGCAGUCUUUCUUACAGGCCUGCUUGUCAUUUGAUCCUACACACUGCGCCUUCACCCUCAUGUCACGAUGUGUUGUACUCGCCCAGCACGUCCGGUGCGGGGAUGAUGAGCAGACGGUGUCGUCCCCUGCCACGCCGGGUGGGAAAGGGGCUCGGCAGAAAGUGCACAGUGGAGUGGGCAGAGUCGAUGAAGGUGUAGCCGAUGGAGUGGACGGCGAAGAACCGCCACGGGAGCACUUUGGCCUUUUUUACGUAGUCAUCGCCCGCCGCGCUGUUGGUGCUUGUGCCUGCACUGCGAUGUGCUUCGGCAAUCACAAGUUCAUAUUUGUCUGCUGCCACGAUACCGAGGUGCUGCUAAGAGGGGCUAUGAUGACUACGGAGAGCAACGAGGGCGUGUGUGAGGGGAGCGAGGCGUCGACGGCAGCGACUGUAGAGGAGGAAGAGCGGCACUUCGCUCACGUGUCACGUCUAUCGGCGAAGGCUACUGCAACCGCGUCCACCUCGAAUGAAACGAGCGAAGGGGCUGAGAAGCUUGCAGGUGACGGCGCGCGGGCGGAAUUCUCCGCCUCCACUUCCUCAACGCUUGCGAUGACUGCAACGAUCAAGGGCCGCCCAAGCCGCUUCCACCUUUCCUGUCUCCACCCUCACAGGCCACGAAUGGACAAGUCAACGCCGUCGUCGCGAGUACGCGGAAUCAGCGCUCUCAAGGCACACGACGUACAUCGGCUCAAGCGCAGUGCCAAGGGGAACCGCGGCGGUGGCGGGGGCGGUCUCGUUGGCGAAGUGGGGUCGUCGCGUGGGGCGCCGCCUUCGCCCCACAGAUCGGCACCUCCAAGCGGCGUCCUACAAAGCACGCCUUCUCGACAACCAUAUUCACUGACGCCACCGUUCUUCUCACCAGAGUCCGACGAGGUGACACCCACGGCGACCACCGCGGGGCGUGGGGUAACGCUAGGCGUUGCGGCACUAUCGUCGUCGAUUGCCACAGCGAAGCUGUGGGAGCGCUCCGUAACUCGGCAGGUGCCCUCACCACAUGUGAAGCGGGCAUCCACGCAGGCGCUUUUGGCGACACAGGACCCUCCUUCCACUGACAGCGCCAGUGCUGCUGCACCGUGCCGAGGGUAUACCGCGGCUAACACAGUGCCAACAUCACCCGCAUCGACCCAGGGGAUGGUGACUGACAUCAGUAGUGUGGCCCCGGUGUCGGGUGCUUCCCUCCAGUCGCGCACCGCCGGGGAGGGCUCAACGUCAACGUGUCCGACCCUUGGGCCACUACUACGAGAGGCGACGAGUGUCUUUCCAGAAGACGAUGCUGUUGCCGAUGAGGAAGGCACUGACAGUGAAUAUUCUUGUGCCUCUGCGCCUAAUUCGCUACACAAGGGUUGCAGCCGGUAUGUGGUGAACGGCAGACUUGCGACGCAUUACACCGGCUCCGCAACACGUCUUAUGUCGAACUCGGAGCUUUUCUCAUGUCAGACUUCCUCGUCCACACCUCUCUCCUUUUCUUCUUCCGUUGCUGACACCUUCAGUGAUAGUGAGGAGGAGGAGGAUGCAGACGCUGUUGAUCGUGGCCGCCAUUUGCAGCCGAAUCACGGGCUCACCACCGAGCAUCGAGAUCGCAUCCCGAAAGGCGAUGAUGAGGGGGGUACGGCGGAAGAUGCAACGGUAGAAGACAGUGAUGACGUUUUCAGCGGCGGCGGGUCGCCAGUCUUUGUUGUCAUGCACUCACCCCUUUGCAGCUGCGGGGUCGAGGACAUGGCAAAGGAAUCAGGCAGGACUGCAGCGAGCGCGACUACGGCGUCCCCGUCAUUCACGGCAACAACGACACCCGAUUUCUUUGAGCCGAGUCAUUUGCGUCAAUACCAGUCCGACAUGCCGCUGGGGGACAGCAUAAAGGGGCUGUCUCGUCUUUUUUCUGUAUCGUACGAGCCAUACAUGGACUUUCCUUUCCUGUACUUCGAGCAGCGCGUGCUACUGCCACCUGGGAGUGGGCACGAAAGGCGUGUGGGGGGCCGACGCAGUGGUGGCGACGGUUAUACCGUUGCUCAUUCUCGCUCCCCCCUAGUUGGUAGUGGGCGGAUGAGUCCUUCUCGGACUUCGCCGUCCGCACGGGCGGCUGAGGCGGUCGAUACGCAAUUUGGCGGUGUCUGCACUCGUGCUCAUGGCACCGAUGUCGAAGCUGCUGCGGUAGCACAUGAAGUGACUGUGACUGUUCAAGAUGCUGACGUGCCGCUGAUGGGAGCGGUAGCGUCUACUACACCGGAUCCCGAGAGAGACGAGCAGUGCAACUUCGCACACGAAAAGCCUGCUGGUAUGCCGAAGGGUACAUCGUCCUGUCACCCGCAACACGCGCUCUGUGCUGCUGACACGUCAGCGGUGGAGCCAUCAGAGGGAGACUUGGCCUAUGCUGCGGAGCUCUAUGCACGGCUGCAGUUCUGGAGUCUGCGCGGCCAGGACCGAAGUGCGUACAUUGAUUCCUCGUGGUCGCAGCAAUUAAGCCAUGUGCGCCCUGAGGGGGCUGAAUGGACAGCAUCAUCCGCCUCUCCCAGUCUCGCUGGCAACGUGGAGGACCUGGAGGGACGGGCAGAGUUUAAUGGACAGGAGCCAACCGCACCGUGGCCCAGCCACACCACGGGUGUCGAUGCUCCCAGGAGAGUGCAUCACGGGAUGAGUCAUGGAGCUCUAGGCGCUGGGGAAAGAGGCAAGCUGGCGUCAGGUGCGAUAUUGCAGUCGUCCCUGAACUCGUCCGUCAACACAUCUGAGGCUGACGAAGUGAGUGACAUUAUCCGCCUUCCAUUCCGCCUGCUCCACUGCACGGUUGGCACCGUUGAGUUUGCCGAGGAGGCGGAGCUUGCAGUGCCGAGGGCGGGUGCCAGAGUGCGCAAGCGUCGACGUGCCGCGCGCGCCGAAGGGCGGCAGACAAAGCGACGGCCAACAGCGACGGAGGACCGUGAUACGACAGAGGAGGAAGAGGACGACCCUUCGGGCAAAGAAGAGCCAGUAUGCGCCGAGGAGCGUGAGAGAUUCCCGCACCUGCCUUCCUUCAUGACGGUCAAUGCCCGUGGCAAAGAGUUGCUCUUCGAGGCGCUGCGUGAGUCCACAGAGGUGGUGGUGUGUGGCGUGCGAGAGAGCCGCGCCCACACUGGCUACCAUGAUGUGCUUCAUCAGCGCUGCCCCUCACAGCCUUUAUCAACUCCGAUGCCCACCGUGCCGGAGACCAAAGCCAGUGUGUGCCCGGAGGGAGAUGCGAACAACGUAGGUUACGCCCCGCGUGCUUGUGCGGUGGCGGUGGCAACAAGUGGUACACCGUUGAAAUCGACGUGGGUCACAGCCGUGAGCCCGUGGACGGUAGCUACUGCUGCGGUGCAGGGAUGCAGCUUUCGUGUUGCAACCGGCACGCUCUCCCGUGAUGAGCGAAACCCCUUUGCCUUCGACACCCAUCGGCACCUAGGCGCGCGCGGCAUCGUCUGCUGGUCCCAGGGCAACAUCUCGCACGAAGAGGAGGAUGGUAACACCCCAAUGGACGCUAGCGGCGACGAGACUGUGAUGACUAUGGCGGCCCCAGCGGGCGACAGCGCGUCCCAUGGGGUGGAAGGGGCUACCGGCGGCGCUACACACCACCGCGAUCACAUGUGCUGCUCGGACUCUUCUCACAUGCCCAAGUGGCGGUGGCCGCGGCUUCCCGCUAAUGAUCACAAGCAGUGGCGCUGCGAACUGCUCAAGAGCGAGUUCCGCUUGGCCCGAUCAAGGUGUCUUGACUGCCUCCUCGUCGACCACACCCAUGGCCGCCCUAUCGCCGCGAUCACACUGGCUCCUCGCUCGUGGACGCAGACAUCAUUUGGCUCAGCCUUGGACGCCGCCUACAGCGAUGACUGCGACGGGAUCGGCGAGAAGACGCUGCCGAGGAGAUGCGCAGGGCGUCGUCGUGCUGACACCAAGGCUACUGACAUGCCGUCUCCACAGGACGUGGUGCAGCGCACCACCUAUGUCGUGAUUGGCUUUACUCACUACGUCGCCCCGCUGUGGCGGCACCUGCGAGAGGAGAAGGCGGUGCUGGUGGACAUGGACCGCACCCUCAUCGACAACGCCAUCACGGUGCGCUCGGCUGCAGAGCGUCAGCGUCACCUCCGUCAUGUGCAUCGCGUCGUGGAAGCCGCUGAUGGCGUAGCUGGGGCUGCAAACCCAUGCGUGCUCUGGCGCCGGCCCACGGCAGCGACGUCGUCGGCACUCUUCGCUGACGCGCCGUUCCGAGUUGGACGCAACGAUGCGCCACAACUCACGGCAGAGGAACUUGCCGAGUCCAUGGCGAGGGGGGUGGAUGAACAGCAGGAGAGCGUCUUGUACCGUAGCAGCAGCAGAGGACAUCACCACCACCACCGCUCUUUUUCUUCUUCAAACCAACUCACCGAAACUGUUGAGGACAACGGUGUACUGCGGCCGACCAUACGACAGAGGCCACUACACAGCCGCCAGUCAGCGCCGUCUCACACACCUGCUACAGCAGGCAACACCUCAGCCUUUUCCAGUGGCGGCUUGCUGCAUUGCUUCAUGCGCCGCACCGCAUCGCAGCGGCAGAGCCUCGGCAUCGUACACUACGAAGAAUGCGGCGCUAUCAAGUAUGAUGCUGGCUCCCUGCCGGCAUCAGACCCGGGCUUGGGGGCCGACUCGUCGUUCAAGAGCGGUCCCAAUCACAGCCGCCGAACGUGUGAGAGCGACGAUACCGAAAGUGUGUCAUCUGCGUCGAGCACCGAUGAGGAUGCUCUCAGAUUGAGCUAUGAGAAAUCUGCCGCUACCUCUGCCACUACCGCUACCGCUACCGCAGCUCCGACUGCGGCUGCGACGCCACCGACACGCUACUUCUUUGAUGUUGUGUACGUCCGCCCCGGUGUGCGCCAAUUUCUCUACCGCGCUGCCACCCAGUGGAACAUUCCGGUGGUGCUGGUGACGAAGUCAUCUCGGAGUCGCACGGAGGCCAUUCUGCGCCAGGUGCUUGAUCCACACCGAGUGCUCUUCCCCGACAUGCGAUCGAGCGUGGUGACGGCAGAUGAGAUGCUGCACUGGUGUGAUGGCGAGGCAGUGUGCCAUGAUGCCGCCGACAGGGGCAAGGAGGCGUGUAGGGAGGCGGACGUCGGCUUUGGGGACCCCGUAGGAAGACUGGCGGUGCACCAAAGCAGCUCGGCAGCAUCACGUAGUCCCGAUGCAGCUAAGGCGUACUUCGCCCCACCUCACACAACGGAGGCAAUAAGCACAGCUGAGCGCAUUGCACGAAGCCGCAAAGGUGCCCUGCGCGUUGUGCAGUUUGUUUUGGAUGCCGCCGCGAUGACGGCGGCCCGUCACGCGUGGCGCGCUCCGGCGUGGUGCGACUGGCCAAACCGCCUGCCGAAGCCGCGCAGCAUCGCUGUGCUGGACGACGCACCACAGGUAUGGGAGGAAUCGGACUGGAGGUGCACGGUGCACGUGGCCCCCUAUACACUCUCCCGCGUCGACCCGCGAGCGUACUUUAGCCGUCGCGGCUACGCCACUUCCCUCGUGCUCUCCUGCUUGUACGGGUCGAAGUGUUUGGUGUGCGGUGAGGGUGUGCUGUGUCUGCCAGAGCGGCAAGGGACUGAGACCGAAACAUCCUCGUCCUCUCCUCACAGCCCCUCGACCUCUCUGAGCGGGCCUGAGAGUCGUGAACUCAGGGCGUACCGCUGGCCGCAUUGCGUAUGUGUGUGCCCGCCAGACCAUCUUCGUGACAUCGCCCGCACGGAGGAGGGUGUGCCGGUCGGCUACACUAGCACGAGCUAUGGCGCCGCCACUGCUUCAGAUCUGUCUGCGAGCGCAAGAGCGAUACUAAGGGUGCUUCUCUGGCGCAUGUCAGGCAAGGCUGCGGUGUGCAGCUCCCAGAAGCCACUAUUGUUGCCGUCCAUCGAGGACUCUGCGACUACAGAGCAAGCGAGAGGUGGUGAGGGUCACGUUGGGGCACGGUGCCGCGGCUACCGCCGCCGACGUCGGCACCGGUGCCGCGCCGACGAUCUGGACGCAACUAUGGCGCCUGUCAGCGAAGAGUGGGCUUUAACUGUCUCCGCUACUGCGGACCGCGAGGCCCGGCGGAAGAUGGCCGACCCUGCCACGGUGGCACGGACUGCUGCAUCGAGACACGUCGGAAUGGGUACGCGGCCACGACACUUCGACACCUUCGACACUGAAGGCAUCGCGUCCCCUCCGUCCUCCUCGCUUUCAGUGUUUUCCAGUGCGUCAAGCCACACCUUCGCGUCUGCAUCGACCUCAGAACGCUCAGCUCUGACAUCAUUAUCAUCGUCACCGCCUCGCACGAGCUCGUCGUCGUCGUCCACUACCACCAACUUAUUGUCCUCCGGGCAAUUCGCAUGGGGCCCUGGCUUUGGCCAUGCGGCAGUGAACGCAACCCCCGAGACUGGCAGCUACACGCCGAGUACCAUGGUCACGGUAGCGUCGAUGCCGCCCACUCCGAUGGCCUUCCGUGCCUCCCCCGACCUGUCGCUUGAGUUCAAGGCGCUAGGCGGCGAGGCCGAGGCAGACGAUGACGAGCAGCACGGACUGGUAAUCAACGCGGGCAACUUAUCUGCCAACACUACGACUGGUAGUAGGAAUGCAGCAGGGGAGGAGGGGUCAGUCUUGCAGGCUCCCGCACCGGAGGACUACGCUGUUGCGACCACCACCUGCUAUGGAGCUCCUCGUUCGAACUCGUCUGAAGUAGAUAAUGUAAUUCCGUUGGAGAUGCGCGCGGCACCGUCCGUGCUGGGGCUUCUUCGCGCUCCAGGUAGUCCCAGUCAUUGGAUUGAUGAUGUAGGUGGGGCACAUGCAAUGGGGUCAGAAGGCUCGGCCAUGUCGUCUGCUGACUCUUAUCAGUCCUCUUGGCUGAACCGUAGCUUCACGUUUGUGCCCGCGGAGGAUGUCGUGCCCAUCAUCUCUGCACCGGAGACGUUUACCGAGGGGGUGGUGGCUAAUGUCGACGACUCAGUGCCGCUGGAGGCGUUCGAGGCACCGCUGCAGCGACCGCGGCGCUGGCGCCUCGAUGACCCGAGUGACGAGGUGGAGGAUGUCAUCCCUCUAUGA